UCUGUUCAUGCAAGCCUGUCCCGCACGUUCAAUAACUGCAGUUCCCCCUUUGAAAACAUAACAUAUAUUUAUCAUUUUUCUUAGCUUUUUAAACCGAAUGGAAAUUGAAAUAGGUUGAAAAAACAACCGUUCAUUAGAGCAAUCGAAAUCGUUGACAGAUCUUUGCGCUUUAUUUGUUUUGCUGCUGCUGUUGUGCUAAAGCGGCGGUUGGGGGUUGGUCAGGCAUGUCUAGCGAGGAGAGCUACCUGGCCAUCCUGCGCUACCUGACUGAUGAACGUGAGCCCUACGCCCCGGGGACAGAGGGAAAUGUCAAGCGCAAGAUCCGCAAGGCUGCCGCCUGCUAUGUUGUGCGGGAUGGUACGCUGUACUACCAGCGGCGUCAGAAAGGCCGGGAGAAGUUUGCCGAGCUGGAAGUAGUUUUGCAGGCUGGGCGGCGGAAGGGACUGAUCGAGGCCGCACACAUCACCGCCGGAGGAGAGCACCUCAACCGCCACCAAAGCUGGCAUCUCAUAUCGCAAAAGUACUGGUGGAGAGGUAUAUUAAAGCAUGUGAAAGACUAUAUCAAAGAAUGCAGCCGAUGCCAGGAAAAGCAGGAUCGCACUCGGGUGUGGCCUGACUCGGUACCCCUGGAUGAGUUUGGUGAGGACAGCAGAACCAAGGAGGAUGAUGAGGGCGAGGAGGAGGAAGAGGAGGAGAUUAGUAUCUCUGAGCUGCAGUCCAGUGCCAGACCCAGGCCCUCUAGAACAGUCAAGCUUGUUUCCAAGCAUGAGCUGGUGUUUGUGGACAGCAAAGGCAUUGUAAAGCAAUGCUCAUCGAAGCAUGGACAGGCGAUGCUGGACAAGCUAAACUCGCAGAGGCUCAAUAAUCAGUUCUGCGACAUCACAUUGCUGAUCGAGGGGGAGGAGUACAGGGCGCACAAGUCCGUUUUGGCAGCCUGCAGCGCCUACUUCAGUGAGCUCUUCAUUGAGAAGGGAGCCAUCUCCAGCCACGAGGCCGUAGUUGAUCUGUCAGGCUUCAGCAAAUCCAGCUUUCUUCCUUUGUUGGAGUUCGCCUACACUUCAAACCUGUGCUUCAACUUCUGCAGCAUGGCUGAGAUCGCCACUCUGGCACGCCACCUGCUUAUGCUGGAGGUGCUGGAGAUAUGUGAAUUUGUGCACAAACAGGUGGAGGAGAAGAAGCUGACAGUCUACCAAAAGGGGGACGUGCACACCAUUGUGUCCUCUGGGGUCGUGUCUGAGGAACAUGAGGCGGCCCAGGCUUUCACCGAGGAGCACAUAGAGCCGCAGCCUCCCCAGGAGCAGGAGGUGGAAAUGCCUGGGAACAGUGAAGAGGGGCCUUUCCUGGUGACUGUCCAGGAUGACGACGAUGCCUCCGGUGGCAUUAUUUUUAAUGGGGAGACUGCGGCUGCAGGAACCAAACAUCAAGCUGACAUUCAGACCAUGAGGGUAGCAGAGAGUAUGACUAUAGCUGCUGUAAUCCAAAGCACUGAGUCUCCAGCUGCGACUGAAGUCAUUCAGGAUGACCCCCCAGAAAAAAGCCAAGAGCCUGACGCCAUUGUGAUAAAUAUUGAGACAGCCGAGGGUGCCUCAAAAGCCGUGGUGCAUUUGGAGGCCAGAGCACCCCCUGUUAUAGAGGAGGAGGAGGAGGGGGCAGAGGAAGUCCAACAGCCUGUUCCGGUCCCUAAACGGAAGCGCGGCCGUCCGGCCAAGGUGAAGCAGGAGGUGAUUGUGGUGGAAGAGGUGGAGACCCCGGAUGUCAUGGAGGUGGCCGAGGACAGUGCAGGCCUCUGUGACGGGGAAGCCACAGUGGAUGAUACAUAUAAGAGCAGACUGAGGCAGCGCUCCCUGGAGGAGGGGGGCUACAUCCGGCUCCACAUGGGCAUGGAAAACAAGCUGCAGAACAGGAAGGGGAACCCCCGCUCUGCUGUCCAGAAGGUGGCUCAGCGGCUGGUGAAACGGGGGCGGUUGAUGCAGCCUCCCAAGAAGCAGCAAGGAGAGCAGGCUGAGUCGACUGAGAGUGAGCACAUGUGCACUGAAUGUGGUAUGGUCUUUCAGCGCCGGUACGCCCUCAUCAUGCACACACUGAAGCAUGAAAAAUCCAGAGGUUAUAAAUGCACGCUCUGCAAUAAGGAUUUCCAGUAUGCAGCCUCCCUGCGUGCCCACUUGGUCCGACAUAAACGCAAGAGUGAGACCGCACAGCCCAGCAGCAGGGCAAUCCCUGAAGCGGAUGCAGAGGAAGGGGCAGCAGUGGGGAAGUCCAAGGGCCGAACUAAGAGGGAGUUUGUCUGUGAUAUCUGCGGGAGGACUCUGCCUAAGCUCUACUCCCUCCGUAUACACAUGCUGAAUCACACAGGCGUCCGGCCGCAUACAUGCAAGGUGUGUGGGAAGUCAUUUGCCCACAAGCAUAGUUUGAAAAUGCACAAAGCCCUUCACGAUACCUUAAAGCAGUUUCAGUGCACGUUGUGUGAUAAAUCCUUUGUCACCAAGCGCAGCCUCCAGGAGCACAUGAGCAUCCACACAGGAGAGUCCAAGUACCUGUGCGCUGCAUGUGGGAAGUCAUUCCACAGAGCCUCGGGACUGAGCAAGCACUUAAAGAGGCACCAGCCGAAGCCUGAAAUCCGUGGAUUCCCAUGUACUCAAUGUGAUAAAAGCUUCUAUGAGGCGAGAGACCUCCAGCAGCACAUGAACAAGCACUUGGGCUUAAAGCCGUUCCAGUGUCAGGUGUGUGGGAAGUGCUACAGCUGGAAGAAGGACUGGUACUCCCAUGUGAAGUCACACUCUGUCUCCGAGCCCUACAAGUGCAAUGUGUGUGGGAAAGAGUUUUAUGAGAAGGCUCUGUUCCGGAGACAUGUCAAAAAGGCCACUCACGGCAAGAAGGGCAGAGUGAAGCAGAACCUGGAGCGUGAAUGCGAGCACUGUGGUAGGAAGUUCAUGCAGCUCCGCGAAUACAGGAGACACAUGAACAACCACCAGGGCGUGAAGCCUUUCGAGUGUCUGACGUGCGGAGUGGCGUGGGCGGACGCUCGCUCACUGAAGCGGCAUGUGCGCACGCACACAGGAGAGAGGCCCUACGUGUGCCCAGUCUGCCAGGACGCCUACAUCGACGCCCGCACUCUGCGCAAGCACAUGACCAAGUUCCACAAUGACUACAUCCCUGGCAAGAUCAUGCUGGAGAAGGACACACUGCAGUUCCACAACCAGGGCACACAAGUGGAGCAUGCCAUCAGCAUCAUUGCCCCCGACCUGCCUCCCGAGCUGGGGGAGCGGAGCGAGGAGGAGCUGGUCAGCGAGGAGAUCGAGACCGUUCUGGUCACUGAGGAGACCAUUGAGGCCGUUGAAGCAGUGGCCGCCACUGAGGAGUGUGAUGCUGUUUCCACCCUGUCUGACCAGAGCAUCAUGCAGGUGGUUAACUACGUCCUGUCCCAUCAGACAGGCCCCGUCAAGCUGCCUGAGGUUCCCCCUGAAGCCAUUGAAACUGUGGAAGUGGAAGUGGCGCAUGUUCCAGAGACAGAGUGAUACACAGCACUCAUUGAGCAGUAUUUAUCCUAGCUCCUGCAGACCCCACCUCUUCUCCAGCUUGAGUUUUAUGGCAAGAACGGACAUAUGCUUUUGUACUUGUUCGUUUUGUUUAAGCUUAAGAAAUGACUUAGCAUACUUAAAUUGGGUUUAGCCUUUUAUGUAAGGGGAAAACACCAAACCUGCUUGAAAAAGGUAAUGUUGCAAUCUGUGAAAGUGUAAAUAGCAAGGUGUUUUUUUUUUUUUUCCUUUUGCUUUACAAACUUGGACAGAGUACAAUGACAAUACUUAAUGCCGCUUCGUCUAGAAAAGUCCACCACCUUGUUUUGACUGUACUUUGUUGGCUCCCUCCUGUAUAUGGCCGUAUCAACCACAUAAUGUUGUAUGUGCUUUGUAAUUCUGUUGAAGAAUAAACGUAUAUGACUUAUGGA
Polyodon spathula (Mississippi paddlefish) is the source of this 3946-nucleotide messenger RNA. Its product is annotated as zinc finger and BTB domain-containing protein 11-like. The record is from RefSeq and is a predicted model, not a curated record. Gene Ontology annotation, cellular component: nucleus. Gene Ontology annotation, biological process: regulation of transcription by RNA polymerase II. The transcript has 11 exons. Bases 225 to 3515 code for a protein of 1096 amino acids. Gene Ontology annotation, molecular function: RNA polymerase II cis-regulatory region sequence-specific DNA binding; DNA-binding transcription factor activity, RNA polymerase II-specific; protein binding. Lineage: Eukaryota; Metazoa; Chordata; Actinopteri; Acipenseriformes; Polyodontidae.